This is a messenger RNA of Colletotrichum lupini, 387 nucleotides long. RefSeq lists its product as uncharacterized. The record is from RefSeq and is a predicted model, not a curated record. The transcript is spliced from 5 exons. Bases 1 to 387 code for a protein of 128 amino acids. Lineage: Eukaryota; Fungi; Ascomycota; Sordariomycetes; Glomerellales; Glomerellaceae.
AUGGAGCCUUGGGAGGAAUGGGAAAAGCGCCUCACCCGAUGCGCCGUUGGGUCCACUUUCUGGGGUCGGUCCGCAUACCCGCGGAGACCCGGAGCCGGGGCGGGUGCGGGUCUCGGCUCCACCGUCUACUCCCCUGGAGUCAACAACAUUUUCUCUUUCAUUAAGUCGAGUGUGUUGAACAAAAACGAGUUCUGUGAAGGACUCCUGCGCGUGUGCGGGUUCCUAGAGUUUUCUAUCUUUUCCGACUCCGCUUCGCCUUCUUCAAUGUCAGGCUACGGUACUACCAUAUAUGCGGAAUGCAUCGCGGGCCUGGAAAAGAGCAUGGGUAAUCAGGGUCGAUCAGCCGCUUCUGGUCCUCCUAAGGCACCCAGAGUUUUGGGUGUGUGA